AUGCUCCGCGUGAGAGGGCCACAGGCGGGUAAGAGGCGCCACACCGAGCACGGUCGCCGUCUCCCCAUCCCUGCGAGCAACCUGACCCGGUUCUUACCUCGGACUCCCUCAGGCCCGGCGCCUGAACCCGCCAACUUCUCUGACCGCUCCAGGUUCGGGCUCUGGCGUCCCACCACAGCCCAGGCAGCGCGCGAGAAGGCACCAAAAGAUAGACAGAAUGGCAGAUUGCUAGUGUUUGAUCCAAAGGAAAAAGUGAUGAUUGAACCAAAUGAAGGAAUGUCAGAUAAAUGCCUCUUUAGACACAGACCAAGAUUGGCAAGCAAAAUUUAUACCUCACUGACUUUUCAAGUCUCUCUAAAUAUAGCAAAGACAGUCUCAGAAAAGAAGGAAGUCUCUUCAAAAAAUAUUGAAAAUAAAAUCUCUUCAAAUAACACUAAAAAUAGAAUAUCUUCAAAGAGUAUUUCAAACAAAGAAAUAGAAACAAAUCUACAAUCUAAUCUAUGGUCAUCUUCCUUCUUAAAAGCAAGCACAGGUGAAAUGAGCAAAAAUGUAGUCAUUGCAGAGCAGGAGAAAAAUAAUGAACAUUGCCCUGAGGAUAUCAAUGAUAAGUUGUCUGAAUCAACAGAUGAUGAUGGCGAGGAUACCAGUGAUGAAGAUAAGGAGGAAGACAGCAACCCUAAUAAGGAUACUCAUGCCCCAUUGGAGUUAAUGACAGAAUUCCUGAGAGCAGAAAUGGGCCAUGACUACCAUUUGGCAAAAAAAUUAUGUCAGAUGAUCCUAAUCUAUGAACCGGAAAAUCCUGAAGCCAAGGAGUUUCUCUCACUGAUUGAAGAAAUGCUGCUGAUGGAGAAAGCACAGAAUCUUGAGGAAGAUGAUGACAAGAGUGAAGAAGACAAUAGUGAGAGGGAAGGAGAGAGCACUGAGGAUCCAAGUGGAGAAAGCUCUGAUGAGUGUGAAGAUGGGUGA
Budorcas taxicolor (takin) is the source of this 966-nucleotide messenger RNA. RefSeq names its product glutamate rich 2 (gene ERICH2). NCBI's taxonomy places the organism in Eukaryota, Metazoa, Chordata, Mammalia, Artiodactyla, Bovidae. The record is from RefSeq and is a predicted model, not a curated record.